Messenger RNA from Asparagus officinalis (garden asparagus), 846 nucleotides. Its product is annotated as HMG1/2-like protein. The transcript is spliced from 8 exons. The record is from RefSeq and is a predicted model, not a curated record. Lineage: Eukaryota; Viridiplantae; Streptophyta; Magnoliopsida; Asparagales; Asparagaceae. Bases 147 to 599 code for a protein of 150 amino acids.
CCAAUUUAAUCCUCCAUCGUCCAUUCACGAAAUUUUAAUUCCCUCCGAGUCCUCUCUCUGCCCUUCUUAUCUCCACGCAUCGCUUCGCCUUUCCUCCAUAUUCCCAUUUUGCCCCUCGAUACCCUAGCUCUAAUCAUUUGUAGGCGAUGAAGGGACGGAAGCCGAAGGCGAGCUCGUCGAGGGCCAGCGACAACAAGCUGGCGGUGAAGAAAGGAGCAAAGAAGGUGGAGAAGAAGGGAAAGGGCGCGAAAGAUCCUAACAAGCCCAAGAGGCCUCCAAGUGCUUUCUUCGUUUUCAUGGAGGGAUUUCGAAAGGAGUUCAAGGAGAAGAACCCUAGGAAUAAGAGCGUUGCCGCUGUCGGGAAAGCUGGCGGUGAGAGGUGGAAAUCGUUGUCUGAUGCCGAUAAGGCUCCUUUCCAGAACAAGGCCGAGAAGUUAAAAGCCGAGUACGAGAAGAAAAUCGCGGCGUACAACCGAGGGGAGACGACCGAGGAAAACGUUGUGGAGGAAGAGGAGUCUGACAAGUCCAAGUCCGAGGUUAACGAUGACGAGGAAGAAGGAACCGGGAGUGAGGAGGACGACGAUGAGGAUGAAGACUAAAGUAGGAAAAGCGGUGAGGAUGAUUUACAUGGGAGUUUUUGCUAUACUCCCAUCUCUUUGGCCCCCUUUGGUUAUCGUAGGAAAUAGGGGAGUGGGCUUCAUAGGAAUGUGAAUCUUUUAAACUCAAAUCUUGUGCUUGAGAAAUGCUUACAUUUUGUUGGGAUGGAUGUGAGUUCAUUCCUUGUAACUAUUAGGACCUGAAUCAUUAUGGGUUAAAAACAAUAUCAGUGUUUAAUGCUUCAUAAUC